This is a messenger RNA of Prunus armeniaca (apricot), 540 nucleotides long. Lineage: Eukaryota; Viridiplantae; Streptophyta; Magnoliopsida; Rosales; Rosaceae. The record is from the annotation of a GenBank genome assembly.
AUGAAGGUGAGGGUGGUGUGUAGGAAGCUGUACGAUUACGUUCGCUAUGAUCUGAAAGAGAUUGCAUUUCCAUCUUCGCUGCCAGACCCUCCUCAUAUCAAGAAGCGCCGCAAGCUCACAUGGAAUGAGCGGUUCUUGGUGUUGAAGGAGGCUUCUAGGCUGUAUGCUGCCAGCUGGGUUCGGGAUAUUGGUCCUGAACUGCGACCUAAUGAUUUUAAGGAUGAAGAGAGUGAAGAUAAACCUGGUAGACCACAGGGCCCGGCUAAAGAGAAAGAACCCUCAACAUUAGAGGAUCUUGCUGUGGCUGCUAGAGGAGGAAUGGAGACGUUAAAACCUGCUCUACAGCGUGUCUACAUGACAAGAGCUUCUGCAUACAAAGAUGCUCUUCAAAGUUUUAUACAUGGGUACCAAGAAGGAAUCCAGCAGAAGUAUCCCACAGAGAUGGCUGAUGGAGAAAUUCUUGAGUGUGGUUGCCGCAUUGGCCAGCCCUACACAAGAUGCUCUCCGCCUGUUUGGUACUGCCAGCUUCAGUUUCUGUAG